This is a messenger RNA of Anolis sagrei ordinatus, 1625 nucleotides long. Its product is annotated as cytochrome P450 2J6-like. NCBI's taxonomy places the organism in Eukaryota, Metazoa, Chordata, Lepidosauria, Squamata, Anolidae. Gene Ontology annotation, biological process: xenobiotic metabolic process. The record is from RefSeq and is a predicted model, not a curated record. Gene Ontology annotation, molecular function: iron ion binding; oxidoreductase activity, acting on paired donors, with incorporation or reduction of molecular oxygen, reduced flavin or flavoprotein as one donor, and incorporation of one atom of oxygen; heme binding. Gene Ontology annotation, cellular component: cytoplasm; intracellular membrane-bounded organelle.
CCUUCCACACCUUUCUGGGUUUUUUUUUUAAUUGGCAUCAUCAGUUUGUGCUGAAAUCAUUUGGGAAUGGGCAGAUGGCAGGUGUAGUAGCAAACCAGGCAACUCUGCUCAAGAUAGGAACAAAACCAGCACCAUAAACCAAAAGGAAGAUGUGGGGAAUCAGUCAACUUCUUGCCGCAGCGCUCAUUUGCCUCCUGGUUUGGCAGUUUCUGAAGCUGAGAUGGGCAAGUCGGGAGUUGCCGCCAGGACCAAUUCCUUUCCCUCUCAUUGGGAGUGUCUGGCGUUUGGAUCUGAAACUCAACCAAGAAACAUUCACAAAGAUGUCAAAGAGUUAUGGGAAAAUCUUCACCAUGUGGUUUGGGCACAAACCUAUGAUUGUAUUGAAUGGGUUCCAUGCGGUGAAAGAAGCAUUGGUCACAAACUCUGAAGAGAUGACUGGCAGGCCCAUGACGCCCUUUGUUAAUGAUACAAUGAAGGGGAAAGGAGUUCUGUUUGCAACUGGCCACAUCUGGAAGCAGCAGAGACGUUUUAGCUUGAUGGUUCUGCGGAAUUUAGGCCUGGGAAGGAAAGGCUUGGAGUACCGAAUACAACAGGAGGCCGGGCAUCUCACCGAUUUCUUCCUCAAUGAAAAAGGAAAGCCCAUGAGCCCAUCGUUCCCCAUCUUCUACUCAGUCUCCAACGUGAUCAGUGCCAUGGUGUUCGGACAUCGCUUCUCUUAUGAUGAUGAAAAAUUCAAGGAGAUGAUCAUGGCAGUUGACUUUAUGUUUCAUUUUUUGCCCAGCCCUUUUCGAAUUGCUUAUGAUCUUUUCCCAAGCCUGAUGCGCUUCCUUCCAGGAUCCCACCAGAAGGCUUUCUUUUACCUGGAACUGGGGCACAAGUUCAUAAGAGAAGAGAUAAGGAGCCAUGAGAAGACUAGAGAUCCCGUUGACCCACAGGAUUUCAUUGACUACUAUUUGGAACAGAUAGAAAAAACCAAAGAUGACCCCAUCAGUACGUUUGAUGAUGAAAACCUGGUCCACCUAACUACCGACUUCUUUGCGGCAGGGACAGAAACAACAUCUGUAACUCUUCUCUGGGCCUUGCUUUACAUGGUAGCUUACCCUGACAUCCAAGAGAAAAUCCACAAGGAACUUCGGGAUGUCCUUCCACCUUGUCACAAGAUCUGCUAUGAGGAUCGGAAGAGGUUGCCUUAUACGAAUGCAGUCAUUCAUGAGGUCCAGAGGAUAUCUAAUAUUCUGCUGGUUGGAUCCUUCAGAGAAUGCCAAAAAGAUAUCACCUUGCAAGGCUUUCUCAUCAAGAAGGGUACUGUCGUCAUCCCAGAUGUUGCUUCUGUUUUGUAUGAUCCUGAACAGUGGGAGACACCACGUCAAUUUAAUCCAAACCACUUCCUAGAUAAAGACGGAAAUUUCUUUUGUAAAGAAGCCUUCAUGCCUUUUGGAGUUGGCCAUCGUAUUUGUUUAGGGGAGCGUUUGGCAAAGACUGAACUCUUCAUUUUCUUCACCAGCCUCCUGCAGACAUUUAAAUUCCAAUCUCCAAAAGGAGCAAAGGUCAACAUAGAACCUAAGACUGGAGGCCUAGCCAUGGUUCCACAACCCUAUGACAUUUGUGCAAUUCCUUAUUAGAUG